Drosophila bipectinata is the source of this 1755-nucleotide messenger RNA. RefSeq names its product Tetraspanin 97E (gene Tsp97E). Gene Ontology annotation, cellular component: plasma membrane. The record is from RefSeq and is a predicted model, not a curated record. NCBI's taxonomy places the organism in Eukaryota, Metazoa, Arthropoda, Insecta, Diptera, Drosophilidae.
UAGUUCCAUCUCCAAUCGAAAGUGAAAAGAAACGGAAUACAUUUAUUUAUUCCGCAACACUUGAGUUAAAUUUAAAUAUAUUUAGAGAUAAAAUCCGACAAAAAAAAUCCAAUAUGUGUGGCGGGUUCACAUGCUCCAAAAAUGCGUUGAUUGCGCUCAACAUUUUGUAUGUGAUGAUUGGAUUCUUGCUGAUUGGCGUCGGUGUGUAUGCCCGGGCCGCCUCCAUUGUCACCAACCUGCCGAUUGUGGGCGGAAUCCUGGCCUGCGGCGUCAUCCUCAUCUGCAUCUCCAUGCUGGGCUUGGCGGGCGCCGUGAAGCACCAUCAAGUGAUGCUCUUCUUCUACAUGAUCAUUUUGUUCAUGCUGUUCUUGAUUCAGUUCUCCAUUGCAAGCUCCUGCCUGGCCGUCAACUCCGAGCAACAACAACAGUUCGCCGAGCAGGGAUGGAUGACGGUGCCCACCGAGUUGCGUCAACAGGUGCAAGAUAGCAUGUUGUGCUGCGGAUUCAACGCCACAGGACCCAGCCCGAAAUCCCCCCUUACGCCAGCAGAAGAGCCCACUUGUGACAUUAUACAGCGGAAGUGCUGUGCCACAAGCAGCGAUCCGAACUGCCACUGCCCACCAUGUGGUCCGUUGCUACAGGAUAAGAUCGACUACGCUUUCAAGCUGUGUGGCGGACUAGGCAUUUUCUUCAGCUUCACCGAGGUCUUGGCCGUUUUUCUGGCACGUCGCUAUCGCAAUCAACACGAUCCCUUCUAUCUGCCCGCCCGCGCUGUGUUUCCACAUGAUUAUUUAUACUGAAAGGGAUAAAAAAAACGGGAUUAAAGUAACCAUCUGGAUGUGAACAUUGUUAGUCAAAGGGACGAAGGCUGAAUUCUUAUUUUUUAAACAAAAGUUUCCUAGCGAGAACAAGAGAUUGCUCUAAAGGAGGAAAAGAAUGCGAAUAUGGAGGAGUUAAAGAAAUAUUACUGCAGCUAUUUUAAAAUAAUUUUAUUGUAUAGUUAUGUCUUCUUUUAUUGCACAAAGAUAGAGAGGACUUCUACUGUCUAGAGUCCCCAAUGAGAUUAUGUUUAGCUUUAAUUAUUCUUUAAGUUGUAAUGUUUUUUGAACACCUACAUAAGUUAGCUCUUAAUGCCUUUCUUUGCAACUCGCAACAAUCAUGAAUGACUCGACGCGACUCGACAUCAAACUACUGUACCACAACUACUGACUAACAUUUCAACAACCUGAUCUUAAAGUAGAACUAACAACCAAGUCAACAUUUGUAACUAGCAACGUAAUAAGUAUACAUCAACCUAUAUACAAAACGUAAUUGAAAUAUUGGCGGCAACGACCGCCGUAUAAACAAUACUCUAAAUGUUAGUUGUUUGUUAAACUUUAAACUAGCGAGAAAAACACAUAAAAGAACAAAAAAAAAAGAAAGAGUAAUCCCACUAAAGAUACAUGUCAACAAUUAUACAAGUCUAUAUAGAUAAAGUCUACCACAUAAGCCAACUGCUUCGUCUAUAUUUUCACUCCUUCCGCACUUGCUCGACUUUCUCUGCAGCUUUUCCUUCUCGACUUGCACCCACGCAACAGCCAACAAGAACAAAAACACAUCACACCCGCCACGCUCUUUCCUCUUACACAUCACACUCACAUGGAAAUAGUUUUCCUGCAGUUUCGUUUCCUGUUUCCUUUCGAGCGACAAAACCAUUAGAUAAUAUUCUCUGUACUCUGUGCUGUGAUUGAAGUAAAUAUGAUCUUUAAAACAAAA